Messenger RNA from Rotaria sordida, 921 nucleotides. NCBI's taxonomy places the organism in Eukaryota, Metazoa, Rotifera, Eurotatoria, Philodinida, Philodinidae. The record is from the annotation of a GenBank genome assembly.
AUGCACACCGUCUUUCGAAUUGGUGAAGUUCGAAAGCUUGACAACAAAAGUCCAAUUCAUCAAGUGGACCUUAAACUUACGUCGGAUGAUGACCAACAACUGCGUCAAUUAACCGAUCGUAUACGAGAAGAAGUCGACGGCACUGGAUGGUAUCGACUGGGUCAAUUGUUGCUCAAAAUUGGUCAAUUUGACAAGGCUGAAGAAUUAUAUACAGCACUACUAGAACAGGCACUCGACGACAGUGAUAAAGCACAUAUCUAUUAUAUGCUUGGAAUGAUGAAAAAUGGCAAAGGGCAAUAUACAGAAGCAGCUUCAUUUUAUGAAAUGUCCCUCGAAAUCAAUCGAAAAAGUCUCCCGGAAGAUGAUCCGACAUUGGCCCCUACAUACGGCAACAUCGGUCAAGUGUAUAACAACAUGGGUGACUACUCGAAAGCACUUGAAUUUUACGAAAAAUCACAUCAAAUCUACGAAAAUGCUCUGCCUCCGAAUCAUCCCAAUUUGGCUACUUCCUACAACAACAUCGGUGUAGUGUAUAAAAACAUGGGUGACUACUCGAAAGCACUUGAAUUUUACGAAAAAGCACAUCAAAUCUACGAAAAUGCUCUGCCUCCGAAUCAUCCCUCAUUGGCUACUUCCUACAACAACAUCGGUCUCGUGUAUGACAACAUGGGUGACUACUCGAAAGCACUUGAAUUUUACGAAAAAUCACAUAAAAUCUACGAAAAAACUUUGCCUUUGAAUCAUCCCCAUUUGGCUAUUUCAUAUGGCAACAUCGGUCAAGUGUAUGAUAAUAUGGGCAAUUACUCCAAGGCACUUUUGUUUCUCGAAAAGGCGCUAACUAUUCAACAGAAAACACUUCCGCCAUCACAUCCUCAUAUUAAAGAAACGAUACGUAGAAUUAACAAUGUUAAAAAGGUGUAA